This is a messenger RNA of Echinococcus granulosus, 3834 nucleotides long. Its product is annotated as Valyl-tRNA synthetase. Gene Ontology annotation, biological process: valyl-tRNA aminoacylation. Gene Ontology annotation, molecular function: aminoacyl-tRNA deacylase activity; ATP binding; valine-tRNA ligase activity. Gene Ontology annotation, cellular component: cytosol. NCBI's taxonomy places the organism in Eukaryota, Metazoa, Platyhelminthes, Cestoda, Cyclophyllidea, Taeniidae. The coding region runs from base 1 to 3834 and encodes 1277 amino acids. The record is from RefSeq and is a predicted model, not a curated record. The transcript is spliced from 16 exons.
AUGAAGGAAAAGAUUAAGACCCCGUCCCAGCUAAAGAAAGAAUCGACGAGACUGGAAAAACUAGCAAGAUUUCAGGCCAAACAGGAGAAACUAGCUGGUAUGAGAAAUAUGAAACCCAAAGCCAAACAAGAAAGGGCUGCUGCAAAAUCUUUAGUUAUCGACGCACCAAGUGUUGAUAUAAGUGGGAAGAAAGAUGUUUCUGGCAAAAUGCCUGAAUCCUACUCUCCAAAAUAUGUCGAAGCUUUGUGGUACGAUUGGUGGGAGAAAUCGGGUUUUUUUACUCCCGAAUACUGGGCUUCCAGAGGAUCCAAAGAAGGGCCGAGGAAAAAAUUUGUGAUGGUCAUUCCACCGCCCAACGUUACGGGCAAUCUGCACCUGGGCCAUGCGUUGACCAACGCCAUUGAGGACGCCAUAGUGCGGUGGCACCGAAUGCGUGGAACGAUUACUGUCUGGGUGCCCGGCUGCGAUCACGCCGGCAUUGCUACGCAGGUUGUGGUGGAGAAAAAGCUCUGGCGCGAUCGACAGGUCACUCGACACGACAUCGGACGUGAGGCCUUCGUCAAGGAGGUGUGGAAAUGGAAGGAGGAGAAGGGUGAAAAUAUCUACCACCAGAUUCGUGCGCUAGGCAGCUCAUGUGACUGGUCUCGAGCCGCUUUCACCAUGGACCCACAGCUCUCUUGCGCCGUCACGGAGGCCUUUGUGCGUAUGCACGAGGGCGGCCUGAUCUACCGCAAGGAGCGGCUGGUCAACUGGUGUUGCACCCUUCAAUCCGCCAUCUCUGAUAUCGAGGUGGACAAGGUGGAGCUCACUGGACGCACCGCUUUGUCUGUUCCUGGCUAUACCAAACCCGUGGUCUUCGGUGUUCUCACUUCCUUCGCUUAUCCUAUUGCCAACAGUGCUUCGAAUGAAGAGAUAGUAGUUGCAACCACUCGUCUGGAGACAAUGCUGGGCGACACCGGUAUUGCCGUGCAUCCCGAGGACCCGCGAUACUCACAUCUGAUUGGUCGCUACGCUGUGCAUCCGUUUGCAGUGCCAGAACGACGAUUGCCCAUAAUCGCAGACGCCUUUGUGGACCGUGACUUCGGUACGGGUGCUGUCAAACUGACGCCGGCGCACGAUCCCACCGACUAUGAGGUUGGACGGCGUCACAACCUUCCCUUCCUGACGUGUAUUGAUGACAAUGGGAUUAUGACCGAGGUUGCUGGACCCUUUGCUGGAAUGAAGCGGUUUGAGGCUCGUCAUGCUGUCCACCGCGCUCUAUUGGAGCGUGGGCUCUAUCGCGGAGAGUCAGAGAACCCCAUGGUAGUGCCUCUAUGCUCUCGCACUAAGGAUAUUAUCGAGCCGCUGCUCAAGCCCCAGUGGUACGUGCGCUGCACCGAGUUGGCUGCGCGAGCUGUAGAGGAGGUGCGUUGCGGUCGACUAGGCAUCACGCCAACAGCAUACGUUAACACCUGGUACGCCUGGCUUCGGGAUUGUCGUGAUUGGUGCAUCUCGCGGCAGCUCUGGUGGGGUCACCGCGUACCGGCGUACAGGGUCUCUCUGAGGUCUAGGGAUACGGGGGAGUUUCAAUCGCUCGAUGCUUCGAACAACAACUCCUGGGUAGUCGGUCGCAACGAAGCAGAGGCCAUGGCCCAUGCUAAGGCCCGUUUUCACGUAUCUGCUGCCGAUGCUGCGACCACCAUCCGUCUGGAGCGGGACGAGGAUGUCCUAGACACCUGGUUCUCCUCCGCUCUAUUCCCCUUCUCCGUCUUUGGAUGGCCGGACACCACAGCGCCCGACCUGUCACUCUACUACCCUGGUAGCCUUCUCGAAACCGGACAUGACAUCCUCUUCUUCUGGGUAGCACGUAUGGUCAUGGCUGGUCUCUUCCUCACCGACCGUCUGCCAUUCACCCAGGUCUACCUCCACGCAAUGGUGCGCGAUGCCCAUGGCAAGAAGAUGUCCAAGUCACUGGGCAAUGCUAUUGACCCAGUAGAUGUGAUUAAUGGCAUCUCCUUACCUGAUCUGCAGGCAAAACUGUUAAGGGGUAAUUUGGAUCCCUUGGAGCUGAAGAGGGCGACAGCAGCACAGGCAAAGGACUUUCCCCAAGGCAUUCCGGAGUGCGGAACAGAUGCGCUGCGGUUUGCUUUGGUUUCAUAUCCCACUCGCGGGAGGAGCAUCAAUCUGAAUAUUAUGAGGGUACAAGGAUACCGGUUCUUCUGUAACAAGCUGUGGAAUGCGGUUAGAUACGCGAUGUACCACUGCCUUGGCGAGGACUACACACCGCCAACUUCAGCGUCAGCUCUGGUUCCCACCGCUGCGUCGCUCUCGGGCACUGAUCGAUGGAUCCUCGGACGCCUCGCUUUUGCUGUGGAGGAGAGCAAUUCGGGGUUUUCAAACUACGUCUUCCCUCGUGCUACCACUGCUUGCUACAACUUCUGGCUCUACGAGUUCUGUGAUGUCUAUCUGGAGUACUCCAAACCACUGGUGAAGUCCACGCAGGGGAUGGAUUCGAAACGUGCCGGGACGGUUCGUCACAUAGUCUAUACUUGCCUGGAUGUGGGUCUGCGUCUCCUGCAUCCCUUCAUGCCCUAUGUCACAGAGGAGCUCUUCCAGCGUCUGCCUCGUCGAAAUCCCACAAUCGACCCGCCUUCCAUCUGCGUCACCCCUUACCCCAAUUUGGAAGAGGUGUCUAGGUGGAAGACGAUUGAGACCUCUGAAGCGGUCGGUUUUCAGCUAGCCUUUAGCCUGGUGCAUCGACUACGCUCCCUCUACUCCACCUACAAUCUCCGUGUCCGCAGUAAUGACAUCCCCGAAGCUGCAUUGGUCGCUCCGGAGGCUACUCUUUCCGCUCUUUGCGCUGGCACUUUCCUGGAUGACCUUGUGGGGCCUCUCGGAAAGUGCCGGGUGGUUGCUACGGCUACGGAUAAAUCCCAGAUUAACACCUCUGGCUGCAUAAUGAUGACAGUGUCAGAAAUAGACGCGCACGUCGUUCAGUCACCAGUCGGUGAUGAGUCAGCGGAGGUGGAGCCCGAAGCGGAGGAGGGAGUAGAGAAAGAGUUGGAGAAAUCGGCUUCUGCAGCAGUAGGGGCGAUGAUUUCGGAGGGCAAUUCGGUGGCCACUUGCCAGCUUUACCUCCGACUCGUUGGACGUAUCGAUGCGAGGGCUGAGAAGGUGAGAGCAGAGCAGCGAUUGGCUCAAAUCUGCAAAUCCAUCACGACCCUGGAGGAGGCACGGGCACGCCCCCAAUACGCACAAAAGGUGCCACUAGCUAAACAGACUUUGGAUGCACAGAAGCUUCAGACACUCCAGGUUGAGUUAAACGCAUUAGCCGAGGUGAUUGAAAGCCUUCGUUCACUGGAUGUGGCGGUGACGCCGGCAUUGACAGGGAUACCAUCGGCUACAACAUUGGUGGAAGAACAUCCUCUGCUCCGCCUGAUCUGGCUCUGCUUUGGCACCGAUGGUGCCACCAUUCCUACUGAUCUCUUCGAUCUACAGGCACAGUUAGAGGCGGCUUCCGGGAACGUACUUCGCCACGCUGAGCCAGCCACGGUCGCCAAGACUAAGCAACUAAUCAGCUGGAGUCUAUCACUUCUGUCCCAAGGAAAGGGGAAGAAUAGAGACAAGAGGCUAGAUGACUGGUGUUCUUUCUGUGAGCAUCUCGUAGACAGCGGGCACACCUUCCUCGCGGAUGAUCAUCUCGGAUCUGCGGACAUUGUCGUUGCCUUCGUCGCUCAUCGCCUCGGCAUCAUCUUUACUUCUCCCACUGCGCGUCGCUGGCUUCGUUCAAUUUACCAGCAUCACCUUCUGAGGACCAAUCAAAAGAUCGAGGAAUUUCUGAAGACGGUGGACUAA